AAUACUCAGUGUGGCCGGCAUUGGCUGUGGAACAACACGCGGCGGCUGCGCGCAUUGUUUGCGGGUACCACACACUCGGAGCGCUCACUCUGUGCCGCGACACGCUGGGCGCCACACUAUGUGCUAACGUGCUACACUCGCUCCCUACUUUACCAGUGACAACACCACACAUUGUUUACGCCAGUGAAGCAGAGAGUGCGGACGUAGCGGAGCGGCAGCUACCAUCAGUGUGACACAGACUGACGAUGUCGUCGAAGCGCAAGUCGCUGCCGACGAAGGUGCUCGAUUCCUACAGCGACGCCAGUGAGAUGCUGGUGGAGGACGCGCCUCCUCUCGUCUCCACGACCGCUGGCGACUCCGACAACUCCGCCGGCGGCUCAGAGUUCAGCUACGGCGGCUGCGACGAAGGGACCGUCGGCAUGUCCCCCGCGAGGUGGUCCGACUCCGAGGUGGCGUCGGGCGACGCCAAGAGAAGCCGUCGGGAGAGCUCCGCCGACUCCGACGACCUCACGCAGCACCUGCACCCCUUCGCCAACCCCUACUUCCAGGCCCGCCUCCAGGAGGCCAGGCUCAGGCAGGAACACGACAGGCUGCUCCAGGAGGCGGCGGCUGCCAGACAGCACGAACAACAGCAACAGUUGCAUCAUCUUCAACAGCAGCAGCAACAGCAGCAACAACAGCAACAACAACAGCAACUUCAACAACAACAACAGCAGCAGCAACAGCAUCUCCAGCAACAGCAGCAGCAUCUGCAGCAACAGCAGCAGCAGCAACAGCAGCAGCAGCCGCAGCAGCAAGGACGGAACUCCCUGUCCCCCCUGUCGGAGGCGGAGCGAGGAGGCAUGCUGGCCAGCGCCGCCAGGAAGUCCAUGGACGACGUGCUGAAGCGCCUCACCUCCAAGAUGAGCCACAGCACGAUCGACGACGCCGAGCGAGCCAAACGAGAACGAGAAAGCAGCAAGCCCCCUGAGGGCCGCACCGCGCCCCCCAGCCCCCCCUCCUCCACCGUGCCCAGCGGCGUGCCCCCCCUGGGCGACCAGCUGGCCUCCAUGUCCCAGCUGCUGAGCGCCGACCCCGAGGCCCUCCAGAGCCAGGAGAAGCGCAUCACAGAGAUCAUCGCUCAGCUCCAGAAGCUUCGCGACUCGAUCCGGCAGCACCAGCCUCAGGAGCCACAGCACGAGAAGGUGGCCAGUGAGCAGGAGGCGGCACUGCAGACGCAGCAGGAGGCUCUCAGGAGGCACCAGGAAACCUUGCAACUUCUGCAACAUCACAACACACUCAAGACACUACAGAACCAGCUGUACGGGCAGUAUGGCGCCAACAAGGGCCUGGGCGGACUCCAGCACCCUCACAACCUCAUGUUCCUACCGCUGCUGGAGGGGCUGCGAGGCACCACCCACACCGCCCCUCCUGCGCCGCCCGCCGCGCCCGUGCUGCCGCCCAUUUCGCCGCCCCACGAGGCCACGUUCACCAAGAUUCCACCGGUGUCUGUUGCGGCUUCGGUGCCAGCGUGGAUGUCCGCGUCCGCCCAGUUGGCGCAGCUCUCGCAGAACUCCGCAGCCCACACUGCCCACACGCCCGCACAGACGCCCACGCCCUCUUCGCACGAGCACCAAGAGGAGAAGCCCCUCAACCUCACCAAGCCCAAAGACGCCAGCCCGAAGCCCAGCGACAUGAGCGCCCUCUCUCCGAAGGCCCCGGGGCUGCCGCCCUCCCUCGUGCCACACUCCUUCCUACCCUACAUGACCCCGCCCUUCCCCGGCCUCCCCGACCACAAGGACAUUCUCGGGGGCCUCGGCCAGAGCCUGGGCCAGGGACUGGGCCAAGGCCUCGGCUCCCUGCCGUCGCCCACCAUGGCGGGCGCCCUGCCUGGCAAGCACUACCCCCCACCUGCCUUCCCCCCCAUGUACCUGCCGCCUUCCUCCAUACCCUCCUCCCUCCCUCCUCAUCUUACUUCCAUGGGCGGCCUGAGCCUCCCCUCGGCCACGCCCCUCACCUCGCUCACCUCCCUGGGCGGCACCAUGGGCGGGAUCACCUCCGUCACCACGUCCUCGUCCCACACGGCACAGGAGAAGAAGGAGGAGGAAUACGUCACCACUUGCCAGAAUUUUAACAGUCUCCAAAUGUAUCUCGGAGACUCUCAAGAAGACGACACUAAUCGUCAACCUCCUCCCCCCCAAGCAGCCAAGAUGUUCGGCGCCAAGAUCAUCCGACAGACUCGCAAGGACGGGGAUAACAAGCCGCACGUCAAGCGCCCUAUGAACGCCUUCAUGGUAUGGGCCAGGGACGAGAGACGCAAGAUCCUCAAGGCUUGCCCUGACAUGCACAACUCCAGUAUCUCCAAGAUCUUAGGAUCCAGAUGGAAAGCCAUGUCCAACUCGGAGAAGCAGCCUUACUACGAGGAGCAGUCCCGCCUCUCCAAGCUGCACAUGGAGAAGCACCCCGACUACCGCUACCGGCCGCGCCCGAAGCGCACCUGCAUCGUAGACGGGAAGAAGAUGCGCAUCUCUGAGUACAAAGCCCUCAUGCGGCAGAAGCGGGACGAGAUGAGAACGAUGUACUUCCGAGACAACGGACUCACCGACCUUGCCAAGCUCCUGCCGCCGGGCGCCGAGCCCCUCAAGGGAGACUACAUUAAGACAGGCCUCUUCAAGGAUGAGAUGCUGAAGAAGGACCUGCUCAGCGCCGACCUCUUAAGCGCUGACUCUCACGGAGACCCUCCCUCCAGCCGCGCCAGCAGCGACCUGCCCUCCGUCAUGACUCCCACUUCUGAAUUCAGCCUCGACGGCUCGGCCUCGCCCUCGCCCGGAGCUCCUGCGUCCUCGACAUCUGACCUCGAGGAUCACAUGGACGAGUCGGACUACAUCUCGCCGACUGACAUCGCGAGACACCAGGACGGGGACGACAACCAGACGCCACUCACCAUAGAUGAGCGGUUGGCGUGAGACAUCUCGCCCUCACGCCUGCGACACCUAAACACGCCCACCAACGCGCCCACGAUGCCACGCGCAGUUCCCUAGCAGCGGGCCCUUGAUCCUCGCCCCUGGCCCCCUUCAGCCCCUUACCGAGCGCCGUUUCCCCGUACCUCAUGCCCCACACAGCAAUACCUUCCUUUGAGACCUGGCGAGGGCGGCUGUUGUGUGUCACGCCCACGCGCCCUCUCACACACGCCCAAAGACGAGGCCCUCGCGCUCGAAAGCACAAAUGUCAGCAGGGAGGAGGAGGACCCGGCCAGGAGGACCCCGGCCCACGACCUGCGUUAUUGAUUGUACGCAGACCGGAACGUAAUCCGUUUGUCUUUUGAGGAAGUGAAAUCGUGCGGAUUCUGUCGGAAGAGUUCCAAGUCAGAAGUGUUAAUAUAUACAUAUAUAGAGAGAAUAUAUAUAAUCUCAAUGGACCUUUCUUUUGAAUGUAACAUAUGACAAGGGACUUGUACAGUUUUGUGAGAUUUUUUGUGUUUGCAGUGUAUUUAUUGGGGGGAGAAGGACGUCCCCCCGUUUUCUUUGCAAAACACCACACUGAUCUUGAGCGCCGAAUCUCCGACGAAAAACGAAGCCAACAUUUUUGAACAUUCAGAAUUAACGACGCUUAAAUGUUCUACUGCGCACCGAUUCAUGGAUAGUCGGUAUAUCCUUUUGUUGGUAUCUAUCGACUGUGUUUUUUGUAUCCUUCAUGAAAGGAUUUGUGACAGGUAUAUAUAUUCGAGAAGUGAUAUCUGUUUAUAGAUUUCUUUUAUGAUAUAUUUUUUCCUUCUUUUACGGACGACUUUAAAACUCUUGAGUCUGGUGAGUUUGUUCCUAGUACAUUUUGUUUUGUACGACAAAAGUGUUCUUUGGUGACUGGUAUCUGUACUGAUCGUGGAUCUAUAGACAGGUGACGGUUUAUAGAUAUCCGGAAUCGUGAUGUGGCUCGAAGGAGGAGGUGUAUAUUAUAUAUAAGUUUAGAAUAUACCACGAAAGAGCUUUAAAAAAUCUGUGGCAGCGGUUUGGAUCUUUAAUUUCUUUCUCUGGUUCGAUGGCAGAACGGACGAUAGUGUCUCUCUCCCAUGUGGCCGCAGUGCAUUAAGGGUCAUAUUUUCUGUGUUUUAUAUAGGAAAUAGACUCAUUCUGCAAGACUGAUGAGGUUCGAGUUCAGUGUCGCCUUGUCCUGCCACCACUUGCUCUGACCUGUGCUUUAGCUCACACGAGUGAUGCCAACCACUCAAGUGCUCGUUACUCAAGUGAAAGUUUUAGAAUUCCAAGAUCUUACUUAUGACUUGGCCGUCUGUGUGUCACUGUCUAGCAAGCACGUGUGUAAUGUGACGUCACGGCGUUCGCUUGUAUAUAUUGAAAUGCGACCUGACGAUUGGCCAAUGCCAUGAUACCGCCAGUGACGUCAUGCUGACGUGGAUACGCGUUGGCCUUGCGAGGCAGCCGACCCAGAUGGGCCGAUGGACGAGAUCCUGCAUUCUAAGUCAAUAUUUUUUUCUCCUGCAACAGUUUAUCAUAAUGAUAACAAUUAUAAAUACUAACAAUACUAAACAUUCGAACACGUCAAUGCCACUCUGAAACCUGUGCGAAAGGACCAGUGACUGAGGGAACGACACGGGCAUUUGUCCUCGCUUGUCCUGGCGGAGUUUUCUCGUAACCAAAGUUCUCAGUGUCCGGAAGUUGAAGACGGCUUGUUGGGCUGCUGUGAGGCCGGCCUCUUGGCCUCUUGUGGUAGGGUGACCCUUCGUUAAUACGUCCAGCGUGUAAUAUAUAUAUAGCGAAUGCGCUCGGUGUUUUAACUCUUAAAGGAACGGCGGGUGGGCGGGGGAGGAGGAUUUAUCAUAGGCUAGUCUCUUUUCUAAUUAUAUUUAAGAAUGUAUUUUGAUUACCCCGGGAGGUUAAGUCGUGGACGCAAUAACGGAGGGUCACUGUACGUAUUUUUUUUAUCAUUCUGUACUGUAACCAGGUUAGCGGUGUAAUACUGUUAAUAUUUUUUCUUUUUUAUUCAGAAUAAGAUAUUACACCCAAAGUACUGUGCUCUUCCGCGGUGCUUCCGUUGGGCUUCAUCUCACAUUCUGUAAUAUAUUGUAGAGAUCGCUAUAUAGGUGUAACAUAUAUGUAUUGGUCUGUGUUGAAAGCUUCUCACCUGACGGUUUUGUGCACCUCCCUCCCCUCCCCCCUCCCCCACUUUAACCUCUCCUCUCCCUCUAUCCUUCCCUCUCCCUUGCCUCCCUCCCCCCACACCCCGUUUUCUGUUCACGACAGUUUUCGACUGCACUCUGCAAUGAAGAUUGUUUGGCCUCACCAUUCAAUGUUUGGGGGCGUUUUGUCAAGGCGUCUGCGGAAUGCUCUCGCACGCAACCUUGUAUUUAAAAAGAUUUCGUGCGGCAGCGUUCGCAUUGUGACCGUGAAGGUAGACAAAAGAACAUCCGCCAUCUGCAAAAGGCAACGUGUAAUAUUUUCUAUCGUGUCGGGACGUCUUUAUUAAUUUUCAAUAUAUUUUUUUUUACCCUUCACUUUUAUUCAGCACUUCAGCCCAUUGUUUUGAAAGGUUACGAGAGCAUAUUUUUAAACCACUCAAUAUUUGGCAAUUUUAUCUCCCUGCGUUGACGACAGUUCAUACAAGAGUGAUCACUUUCUCAUACAGUUAUUAACAAUACUUACCACGACGCGCAGCCUAAUGUGGCUGUAAGAGUAAAAAUAAUUGUAUAUUUCACUCAGAGGAAUAUAACUCAUAGACCCUUAUCCUAUUUUGAUUAGAGAGAAACGCGUUCAAAAACUCUCUUCUGACGAUAGUCCAGUCAUUUUUCGUACCUAUGGGGACUGAUUCACUUAUGUAUAAUAUAUAUCAUUUUCAUUCCUCACUAUUGGAAGCUCUUUGUUGACAAUGAUCAGCUGAUUCGUAAGAUCACCUGACGAAACCACGUGACCCGGUAGCGACAAGCUUAUUGGUCGGCCGGUCGGCGUUGCCGGUUGGGAGCUGACGAGGUUUUUCGUCAUAAGUUCACAUGUAAGUUCAAAGAGAUUUUGUUAGUCAUUUUCUCGCGUGACAAAACACACAGAUCUCGGCCUCUGGCACCCCGACCUCGCCCGCUCCCGACGCGACCCCGGCCGCCGUGGCUCUGAGCUUCUUCGCUGGCCAUAGAAUAACAAUGUAUAUUUGGAAAUACUUCUUGAUGAACCAGGUUGGUGCUUACCUGGGGAUAAACUACAAUAAGCUUAUCUGUAAGAAUGCGAAAACGAACUUACUGUGACUGAUGUUAUUUAUUGUGAUUGUUAUUAUUGAUUUCGCUAUUCAUCUUUAUUAUGAGUUCAUUAUUAUUUCCAUUAUUAUUAUUAUUAUUAUUAUUAUUAUUAUUAUUUACAGUUAUGAUAAUUAUUAUUAUAAUAAUUAUUAUUAUUACCCUUAUCAUUAUCAUCUAACGAUAACUACGAUAAUUAGACACGACCGAAAAAAGUCUCUAGUAAUGUUUGCAAAUUAUCAUUUGGCUGAAGAACCAAUGACAUUUUCUCAUAAACUUAUUCUAGUCGCUGCGUGUAUGGUCGAGUGGAGGUCGAGGGGGCGGGCACAGCACCCCCCCCCUCCCUCUCGCUCUCAAGGUGACAUCUGGAUGGAUUAUUUCCCAUAGCUAGCUCAACUUUCUUUUUAUAAUAUAUAUAUAUUUUUUUCGCCUGGAAUGGAAAGCCUUUCUUUAAGUUUUGGGAACACAAUUGGCUGUUUUUUUUUUUUUUUUCAUCUAUUUCCCCCUCCCCCUUCCCCUCCCCUUACACAUACCUAUGCCCCCCCCCCCCCACCACCACCAUCACCUAAAAGAUAAAUCUAAAAAACAAAAAAACUAAAAAAAAAAAACAAUAAAAAAAAUCAUGACGUCACGAGAGCCGAACGCCCUCCGAUUGGUCGCUUUUUGGUGACGUCAUUCUAGUGUUAUUAUACCCAUUAGAUGUAAAUGGAAAUUGAAAAGAAGGACCAAAUUAUGGUGUUUUGUUUGGUUUUGUGUUUGAUGUUGCAGCUAUUCUAAUAUUAUAAGAACAUUUGUCAAUUUGUUAUUUGUUGUGCAAGUUUUAUAAUAAAUGCUACAAGUGUA
Molecule: messenger RNA, 7054 nt
Organism: Penaeus monodon (black tiger shrimp)
Lineage: Eukaryota; Metazoa; Arthropoda; Malacostraca; Decapoda; Penaeidae
Product: G-box-binding factor-like
Exons: 8
Coding region: 246-2945 (899 amino acids)
Biological process (GO): regulation of transcription by RNA polymerase II; cell fate commitment
Cellular component (GO): nucleus
Molecular function (GO): DNA-binding transcription factor activity, RNA polymerase II-specific; RNA polymerase II cis-regulatory region sequence-specific DNA binding
Source: RefSeq, a predicted model, not a curated record